Eutrema salsugineum is the source of this 848-nucleotide messenger RNA. Its product is annotated as probable NADH dehydrogenase [ubiquinone] 1 alpha subcomplex subunit 12. The coding region runs from base 95 to 574 and encodes 159 amino acids. The transcript is spliced from 5 exons. Gene Ontology annotation, cellular component: membrane. Lineage: Eukaryota; Viridiplantae; Streptophyta; Magnoliopsida; Brassicales; Brassicaceae. The record is from RefSeq and is a predicted model, not a curated record. Gene Ontology annotation, biological process: response to oxidative stress; mitochondrial respiratory chain complex I assembly.
AUCUAUCGUAUUUGUCCCUUGUUGUUUGGACUUUCGACAUCGAAAUCGAAUACUCGAAAAAGGCUAGACUCCGAGGGAGAAAUUGAGGAAGACCAUGGCUUUGACGGUGGCGAAGAGUGCGUUGGAGGCGAUUAGGGAGAAAGGUCUCGGCGGCUUCCUCAGAAUGAUCCGAGAAGAAGGAUUCCUGAGAUGCCUACCAGAUGGGAACCUCUUGCAAACUAAAAUACACAACAUAGGAGCAACACUUGUUGGUGUCGACAAGUUCGGUAACAAAUACUAUCAGAAGUUGGGUGAUACUCAAUACGGUAGACACAGAUGGGUAGAGUACGCAUCGAAGGAUCGUUACAACGCAUCUCAAGUACCAGCUGAAUGGCACGGAUGGCUACAUUUCAUCACCGAUCACACUGGAGAUGAGCUUCUGAGUCAGAAACCAAAGAGGUAUGGGAUUGAGCAUAAAGAGAACUUUUCUGGAGAAGGUGAUGCAUACAUUUACCAUUCUAAGGGACAUACCUUGAACCCGGGGCAAAAGAACUGGACUCGUUACCAACCAUGGGUACCCACCAAGACCAAGUAGGAAGAUGAGCUUUGGUUGAUGCUCUUUGAGAAGCUCUCUGAGUGAUUUGCUGUUUUGUUUCUCUGUCUUUUUAAUAAAAGCUGUUUGGGAUCUAAAGCUGAACAAUUGGGUUCUGCAGUUGUAUAAUUGAUGCUUUUUCACCAUUCUACUUAAGUUUCUUGUGUUUUUUAUACCUCUGGAGAGCAGAGGAGAGUAGAGGAUUCUUUAAUUUUGUAAGAGUAAUUCAACUUUAUGAAAUGACCUUGAAUAUCUAGUGUAGAUUAUAUCAAUUUAU